Molecule: messenger RNA, 2386 nt
Organism: Leptopilina boulardi
Lineage: Eukaryota; Metazoa; Arthropoda; Insecta; Hymenoptera; Figitidae
Exons: 2
Coding region: 64-2250 (728 amino acids)
Source: RefSeq, a predicted model, not a curated record
CACAUGUGUAAAAUAUUUCAUUUUUUUAAAAUUCAUUAAUCUGUAAACGAUAUAACAUCGAAAAUGUUAAUAUUGACAAUUUUAAAUUUAUUGCAUUAUUUUUAUGAUUCUAACGCAGACUUGCCAGUAAAGUGGAACGAAGUGGAAACUGAAAGGAUUGUAAAGCCAAGUGUUAGAAAAUUUGAAAAUUCAUGGAAAAAUAACAUGUACCAUGGAAUACUAUUUCACUACAAAAAACACUUUGGAAUAAUAAUUAGAAAAGAUACGAAAUUUACACUAACAAUAGAAUCUUCAAAAACAAUUGAAAAUUUAAUAUUUGUCUGUCCUUUUGAAAGAUCAAAAGAAUUUCUCGAAAUAAAUUUUGCUGGUACACAAAAUAGUACAAGAGAUUUAACAACAAAUCUUGACUGCGUUCCAUUUUUAACAGUAUCAUACAAUGUACCAGUGUUGGUAAAAAUUAAAACUAAAAAUUGGUCAGUUUUACCUGUUUUUGAUUCGAGAAAUUUAACUUUUCUCACCUCACACAAACCUGAACAAGAAUUUUACAGAAAUAUUCAAACUUAUGGUUUUGUUGAAAAUUAUCAAACACAAAUGUUAGUGUCAGCAAACGAUGUUAAAGAAAUCUUAUCAGAGAAAUUGAGUUUAUUUGUUGGAUUGCAAAAUCAAGCGGAUGUAAUAAAAUACUACAAUUAUCUAACAGGUGCCAGUCGAUAUGUAGAUAAAAAUGAUUCAUUAUCAUUUUAUUUAGUAAACAAGCAGAGGCAUUUUUUUCGCAAAGAAAUAAAUAAAUAUGCGGGCGGAAUUUAUAAAAGUUGUUGGAUAACACUUACUUAUGGUGUAGACGAUGUUUUACAACAAAAACGAGCUCAAGAAUGGAUUCAAUUACAUGAAAUUGCGCAUUAUUAUGACAUAAGGCAACGAACGAUUGGUUUCGGACCAACUACUGAAAUAUGGACAAAUAUCUUUUCUUCCUUCUACAAAAGUAAAUUUUACUCCAAUAAACAGUCAGAAUCAGUUAAAAAUGGAAUUCUAGAAUUCUAUCAAAGCAAUAAAUCUUUUGUACAGUGGAGUGUUGAAAAAAAACUACAAUUAUUAAUGACUUUAUUUGCCUACGAUGGUACUGAUAAAUCUUUUAGGGAAUUUAACAUUCGUUACUAUUCCAAGGAAUAUGACUAUAAGUUUAACGUAAUUCCAAUAAUUUUAGAAGUAUUUCUCGAUCUUUACAAUGUAAAUGUAUUGCCAUUUUUGAAAAAAGUUCUCAAUUUGAAUAUCAAUGCUCCUUUUGUAAAUCCUGAUAUAGAAUUUCGACUUUUAACUGGUCAUCCUUUAAUGCCUGCCAUUGAUUUUAAUAUAAAGCCAACAGAGUUAAAAGCCAGGAGUAGAGGAAACGAUUGGAGACCAUCCUUACCUUUAAUGUUGAUGCGAAAAAUGAAGAAAAAAUUAGUUGAUGUUACUUUUACCAUAGAAUCACCAGUUGAUCUCACAAAUUGUUGUCUUUAUUUGAAUAACGAUUGUCACACUAUUGUUGGAAAACAAAUUAAUAUUAAAUUACAGGCCGACGUUUAUUCUAUUUUAAUAGCCGAAGAAACAAAUGGUACAAUUUACAUUAAUAAUAUAGACUAUCACACUAUUUCAAAAGAAACAAAAAUUCAUUUGAUAGUAAAUAAAAUUUCACGAAGUAAAGAAUUUUUACCUUUGGCAUAUUAUGAAUUUUAUGCACUAGGUUAUAAGGAUGAGUGUUUUUUAAAAAUAUUUAUAAACUACAAAAAUAUGAUGAUAGGUAUAACUCAACUCGUUGAAAAUGCCCAUAAAUUUUACGCAGUUGAAUUAUAUUUGUCGAUAAGUUUAGAACGAAAUGGUUUAGUUAUUUUUAAAUCAAAAUUUUUUGGCACUCAGUUGGAUGAACCGCUUAUAAAUGUAAGCCAUAAAUUGAUGAUUGAUGAUAAAAUUCAUAUGUUUCAUGAUGAACCAGGUCGUUUAUUGCUUCAUUCGAAAAAAUAUAACAGAUUAAAACAUAAUACUUUUGUUGUUACAAGUGUCGGUUUAAAACGAGUUGGAGAGAAUGAUUUUAAUAUUUCUUCGGAUAUCAAAAGAAUUGAUGAAUUUCAUUCAAAACACAAUGUGGACUUGAGCAAUAAUGCAUUGUAUAAAUUUUAUUUUGCACAUUAUAUUCGUACAUUGCGUUUUAAUGGCUUGAAAAAUUACAUUCCAAAUUCUUGGGUUCAAUGGCAGACCAAAAAUGUGGCCUAGGGGGGAGAUGUUCCUUAUAAGGAACAUUUAUAGAUCAAAUUAUAAAUAAUAAUACUAUUAAGAAUAAUAAUUAUUAUUAACUUUCUACUUGUAUAUUGUGAACGAAAUAUAAACUAUCAGUAACAAUUCUUAUUAA